This is a messenger RNA of Malus domestica (apple), 1695 nucleotides long. RefSeq names its product metal tolerance protein 1-like. Gene Ontology annotation, cellular component: plasma membrane; vacuole. Gene Ontology annotation, molecular function: zinc ion transmembrane transporter activity. Lineage: Eukaryota; Viridiplantae; Streptophyta; Magnoliopsida; Rosales; Rosaceae. Gene Ontology annotation, biological process: zinc ion transmembrane transport. The record is from RefSeq and is a predicted model, not a curated record.
CAACAAAAAAGGACAGCCAAUAUUUACACAACCCUAGACUCUACACUCUAAUUUCUACACCCAUCUGAAACACGAAGUUGGGAUUUUCAGCCCAUUAUCUUUGAAUAUAUACAUACAUAUAUACAUAUAUAUAUAUAUACACACACACACGCACAUUAUAUAUAAUAUGUCCAUCAAUAUCAACUUCCAAGCCUCAAUAAUAUUCCGAGAAUCUGAGGACCCCCGCCGUUCUUUUGUAGGUCAAAUUGUAUAAAACCAAAGAUCCGUCUCUAUUAUCUGCUUCUACUCCCCCUAUUGAGCAGUACUGCAUUCAGAGAUGGAAGCUCAAAAUUCUGGGAAUUCGCAUAUGAUUGAAGUAUGUGGUGAUGUGCAAGAUAUGGAUACGAGCUUGGGUGGGAGAAAAAUUUGUGGAGAUGGACCGUGCGGAUUUUCAGAUGCUAAAACCAGUUCCAAAGAUGCACAGGAACGGUCAGCGUCCAUGCGGAAGCUUUUGAUAGCGGUUAUCCUGUGUGUCAUUUUCAUGAGUGUGGAGGUUGUUGGGGGUAUCAAAGCCAACAGUCUUGCAAUUCUCACUGAUGCGGCUCAUUUAUUGUCAGAUGUUGCUGCAUUUGCAAUUUCUUUAUUCUCACUUUGGGCAUCAGGAUGGGAGGCGACUCCUCGUCAGUCUUACGGUUUCUUCCGGAUUGAAAUACUUGGUGCUCUUGUUUCCAUUCAGAUGAUUUGGCUGCUUGCUGGGAUCCUUGUUUAUGAAGCCAUUGCAAGACUUAUCCAUGACACUGGUGAAGUUCAGGGCUUUCUCAUGUUUGUUGUUUCUGCGUUUGGUUUAGUGGUGAAUAUCGCCAUGGCACUCUUAUUAGGUCAUGAUCAUGGGCAUGAUCACGGACAUGGGCAUGGCCAUGGUGUCCAUGGUCAUGGACAUGAGGAUCAUGAUGAGACACAUAACCAUGGGAUUACUGUGACCACACAUCACUCUCAUCAUCAUAUUCAUCAUCCUGUGGUGCACUCGAAUCAUGAUGACAAACACCAUCAUACCGAGGUAGUCAACAUCUCAGAACCUCUGCUCGGUCAUAGCUCUGAAGGUGAAAAGAAACAAGAAGGCAAAGGGAAGAAGCAACGAAACGUCAAUCUGCAGGGGGCUUAUCUUCAUGUACUUGGCGAUGCCAUUCAGAGUAUUGGAGUGAUGAUUGGUGGAGGGAUUAUCUGGUACAAGCCUGAGUGGAAGAUUAUUGAUCUGAUAUGUACCCUUGUAUUUUCAAUAAUCGUGCUGGCGACAACAAUCCGGAUGUUGAGGAACAUUUUGGAGGUUUUGAUGGAGAGUACUCCUAGAGAGAUUGAUGCCACAAAGAUUGAGAAAGGUCUCUGCGAGAUGGACGAGGUAAUUGCCAUUCACGAGCUGCACAUAUGGGCAAUAACUGUUGGGAAGGUGUUAAUGGCUUGUCAUGUUAUCGUUAAGUCGGAUGCUAAUGCUGAUGUGGUGCUGGAAAAGGUUAUAGACUACAUCAAGAGAGAAUAUAAUAUCAGUCAUGUAACGAUUCAGAUAGAGCGACAGUAAUGCUGGAGAGAGACGAUUUGUCUAUGCCCAACCGUUAUAAUUAGGUCAGUUUGGUGUUUUAAGACUUCAAUUUUUUCCCCACGGUUGACAGAUCAUAAUCUGUUAUCUCAUUGGUUUGCUCUUAAGUUCCUUGUUUUUAAAUC